AUGAGCUCCGUUGCCAGGGCUGGGCAAAAUGGUUACCAUCACCGAACUGAAAUGAAUAAGAAAGUUUACAAGCUUGGGAAAGCUGGCCAUGAGUCUCAUUCUGCCAUGACUGACUAUGAUAGGUUCACCAAGCAUCCCUUGCUCAGGGUUGCUCUGGAGGAGAUCGAGCUCAUGUUCAUUGAUACAUCAUCCAAGUUUGGACACGGUCGCUUCCAGACAACACAGGAAGGGGCCAUUUUCUAUGGGAAGCUCAAGGCUUGA
This is a messenger RNA of Durio zibethinus, 261 nucleotides long. The record is from RefSeq and is a predicted model, not a curated record. NCBI's taxonomy places the organism in Eukaryota, Viridiplantae, Streptophyta, Magnoliopsida, Malvales, Malvaceae.